AACGACAUCUCAAUCAACAUCUACGGUAUCAAGGAAAAGGAGAUUCUCCCGGCUGACAUCAAGGAAGAUGGAGAAGCACGCAAAUCUAUUGUACGUGCAGGAUCCGCGCGACGACAACGCGGGGCACUUUGCGUACAUCAAAGAUCUGUCCCGUCUUGUGAGCUCACAACUGAAUAAAUACGGACAUAAGAAAUACUUUUGCGACCGAUGUCUACAUUACUUUAGUUCGUCUGAAAGAUUGCAGUCACAUAACACGGACUGCGAAAAGAUAAACAAUUGCGCCAUCCGAGUGCCGAGCGAGGACGACAAGUGGCUCGAAUUCAAGAACCACACGAAUAAGGAACGACUUCCAUUCAUCGUUUAUGCGGACUUGGAGUGCGUACUACGGCGAAUGAAACCGGCAGAGAGGGAAGACGCAUCGUACACCUACCAGCAGCACGAGGUAUUUAGCAUCGGAUACUACGUGCGAUGCUCGUACGACGACGCGUUAUCGAUAUAUCGAUUUCGUCGCGACGAAAACUGCGUUGCGUGGUUCGUUCGGCACUCGAAGAUUUGGCGCAUCAA
Molecule: messenger RNA, 564 nt
Organism: Pogonomyrmex barbatus (red harvester ant)
Lineage: Eukaryota; Metazoa; Arthropoda; Insecta; Hymenoptera; Formicidae
Source: RefSeq, a predicted model, not a curated record